AUGUCCAUCGACGAAGAGACAACCUUUUUACAAGCCGAAGAUGAGGAAGGAUCUUGUAUCACAACAAGCAGCCCACAUUAUACUGCCGACCAUGAUGAUAUCUUUGGCAGUUCGGGCAGUCCAAUGGAUUGGCCAACGCCAUUCAAAUGGCGGACCGUGGCCAUGCUAGCCUUUGCAGCGUUUACAGUAUCAUUUAAUUCCAUCUCCAUAUUCCCAAUAGCAAACUUUGUGGUCCACGAUCUAGCCGCUGAUCACGUAACCAAGGCGGAUACAGUACUCAUGGUCACGAUAUGGGAGCUUGGCGAAGCUGUAGGGGCGCUUCUCAUCGCACCCCUGUCUGAGAUGUUCGGGCGAUAUCAUCUGUACAACGCAUGCAACGUGGUCUUCAUUAUGGGAGCAACGGCAACAGCGCUCUCACAGAGCACGACAGUGUUCAUAAUGGCGCGGGCGCUUACAGGCAUGGCAGUGGCAUCGAAUGUGUUGAACCCAGCCAUUAUCGGAGAUAUAUACCCAUCGGAGCAGAGAGGCUCUGCCAUGAGUGUCAUCAUGCUCGCUACGCUUGCGGGCGGUAAUCUGGGUCCAGCCCUGGGCGGAAUCAUCUCGCAAAUUCUCGGUUGGCGCGCUGUGGUUUGGAUAGGCGUUACUCUCGCCGUGGCCUGUGAACUGGUGUUCCUAACGUGUUUCAAAGAGACAUAUCGCGCUCAUGUUUCCCAGAGAGACAACGCCAAGCUUCUCACGGAGUCUAGUUACGCCUUUGAUGGAACGGCUGGCUUGGACAAGAAUCUAUCCGGUCUGCGAACUGCGGUGAUGCGGCCUGCCCGUUUGCUCUACGGCUCUGGCGUGUUGGCGUGCCUGGCCUUAUUUGGGUCCGUCAUAUUCUCCUUCUUUUAUGAUGUCCUCGUGACUCUUCCAAGUGUUUUGGAAGAGACAUAUGACCUGUCACCGGCGGCGGUAGGGUCAUCCUUCUUGGCAAACGGAAUCGGUUCCUUCAUUGGUAUUAUGAUUUCCAAAAUGUACUUGGACAAGAUCUAUGUCAAACUAAGAGCGGCCAACAACGGUGUCGGACAACCAGAAUAUCGGCUCCCCGUAGCCAUCAUCGGCGCCUUCAUGUUGCCCCCGGCGGUAGCACUUUACGGUUGGUGUGCAGAAACCCAGCUUCCACUUACACUGCUUCUUCUGUCUGUGGUUGCGAUGCGCCUGUCCCUGAUGCUCGCCAUCGUGCCACUCAUGACAUAUAUUGUCGAUGCAUUUGGUCUCUACUCGGCGUCUGCAAUGAGUGGCGUCAUCGUGCUUCGGUGCCUUGCAUGCGCCUUUCUAUCACUUACCACUGUUCAAAUAACUGAAUUUCUCGGCGACGGCUGGGGAUUCACCUUGCUCGGAGCUGUGUGCAUGGUUCUCGCCCUGAUUCCAGUCAUGAUACUGCGGUAUGGCCAGCACUGGAGGCAACGGUGUAGAUAUACCAGCCUUUCCCAGGAUUCUACAGAACAUCUCCCAGUUGCCUGCAUCGAAGGAUAG
Messenger RNA from Pochonia chlamydosporia 170, 1515 nucleotides. RefSeq names its product MFS transporter, DHA1 family, multidrug resistance protein. The transcript has 3 exons. The record is from RefSeq and is a predicted model, not a curated record. Gene Ontology annotation, molecular function: transmembrane transporter activity. NCBI's taxonomy places the organism in Eukaryota, Fungi, Ascomycota, Sordariomycetes, Hypocreales, Clavicipitaceae. Gene Ontology annotation, biological process: transmembrane transport. Bases 1 to 1515 code for a protein of 504 amino acids.